AUGCUGCUUCAACCUCUGGAAGUGGUCCUCCAAGCCAUAUCAUGGCUGACCACGAUCCACGGCCAGGGGACUGUCGGUGUUCUCGGCAUCCUGUCGCAUAGGCUCUACUUCAUCCGCGGCGAGCACCACCUGAAAGCGCCGCUGUAUUUCGGCCUGUGGGCGCUGGCUUCCGUCUUUGUCGUCUCGAUAUUCCACGCCGCCAACGCCUUCGAGCCCCUCCACGGCAAUGUCAGAACCGACAUCAACGCGUUCGAGGCGCUUGCGCGGCUGAAUGCUGCUUUCUUCCUGCCACUAUUCACGAGCAUGGUCGUCUACCGUCUGCUGGAACAUCCGCUCAGACACUUUCCCGGGCCUCGCUUGCUCGCGACGUCCAAGCUGUGGCAUGUCUCUUACAUGUUCACCAAGAAGAACCACCUGUUCCUCGACGACCUCUAUCAUAAGUAUGGGAGCAUUGUGCGCACUGGGCCCCAGGAGCUUACGGUGGUCGAUCCGGAAGUCUGGCAGGUCAUCGGCGGGCCGGGCACAUCGUGUAUCAAAGGGCCGUGGUAUGAUCUGAUGUACCCGUACAUGUCCCUAACCUCGCUCCGGACCAAACACGGGUACGCACCGCGCCGCAAGCGAUGGGAUGAGGCUUUCGGCUUUUCCACCAAUUCCUAUGUCGGAGACAAGGGGCACCGUGUCCACGCCACGGCGAAGCUGCUGCUCAACCAGCUCUACAAGUGCGCCGGCUCUCCCAUCAACGUCAACAUCUGGUUCCACCACUUCGCCUUCGACAUCAUGGGCGACCUCGCCUGGGGGCGCUCGUUCAACCUCGUCGCGGAUCUCACGUCGGGCAGCAAGCCGCACUUCGCCCCCGCCAUCAUCACGCAGGCCACGUCCAUGUUCCAGUACUUCACGCCGGCCACGUGGAUGGGCCACAUCUGCUUCUACCUGGCCUGCUACGUGCCCUUCGUCACCCAGAAGUGGAACCGCAUCUUCGGGUGGGCAGCAGAGAUCUGCGACGAGCGACUGGAGCGCGGGGGCCUCGAGGCCGGCGACAAGGGCGAGGCCGGCACCGAUGCCUUCUCUCGUUUCAUCCUGUCGGCCCGCCGUGAUGGGGACGACGAGUCGCUCGACCGCCUCGCGCUGUACGGGGAGACCUUCGCCAUCGGCGUCGCGGGGACGCACACGACAGCGGCUGCUCUGACCAUGAUGCUCUACGAGCUUGCCCAGCGCCCGGAGAUGCAGGACGAGCUGCGGAGAGAGAUUGCCGUCGCCGGUGUAGUUUCCGAUGGGGACGCGGACGGGCGGAAGGAGGAGGUGGAUGCGGCUGCGCUCGAGAGACUGCCGUUCUUGGACGCAUGCAUCAAUGAAACCAUGAGGUUCUAUGCACCGAUUCCGUCGGGGGGUGCCAGGCAGACGACAGAGAAGGGCGUCAAGGUGGGCGACACAUGGAUUCCGCCCAACACCAUCAUAAUCGCACCGAGGUAUUCCAUCUCGCGAUUGGAAGCUGCAUGGGAGAAACCAAACGAGUUCAUCCCAGAGAGGUGGACCACCAAGCCUGACAUGAUCAGGGACCGGCGCGCCUUCAAUGCCUUCGGCAUCGGGCGGCAUACCUGCCCCGGAAAGGCGCUGGGGAUGCUGGAGGUCCGCAUGGUUGCCGCGAUGAUCCUCGCCAACUUCGAGCUCACCUUGGCUCCGACCAAGGGCAACAAAACCAGAGUCGUUGACGAGGCCAAGGACGCGUUCCUGACCCUGCCUGGGGAGCUGGAGCUGAUAUUCACGCCGCUGAGGGAGUCAUAA
Anthostomella pinea is the source of this 1782-nucleotide messenger RNA. Lineage: Eukaryota; Fungi; Ascomycota; Sordariomycetes; Xylariales; Xylariaceae. The record is from the annotation of a GenBank genome assembly.